Bufo bufo (common toad) is the source of this 3359-nucleotide messenger RNA. RefSeq names its product zinc finger and BTB domain containing 18 (gene ZBTB18). Gene Ontology annotation, biological process: regulation of transcription by RNA polymerase II. Gene Ontology annotation, molecular function: RNA polymerase II cis-regulatory region sequence-specific DNA binding; DNA-binding transcription factor activity, RNA polymerase II-specific; protein binding. The transcript is spliced from 2 exons. The coding region runs from base 605 to 2170 and encodes 521 amino acids. NCBI's taxonomy places the organism in Eukaryota, Metazoa, Chordata, Amphibia, Anura, Bufonidae. The record is from RefSeq and is a predicted model, not a curated record. Gene Ontology annotation, cellular component: nucleus.
AAUGGUGUGAAGUUGUUAGAAAAUUCCAUAAUUAUAAUAGUCCAUAUGUUAAGUUGGUAUGUGAAGAAAGUUUAGAGAAGAGGAAACUUUGAAGUUUUUGUUUAUACAAACUGAAGAAAAAAGUUCUCCUAAGAAAAAGCUGGUGGCAGGAGUGUAGAGGAGCAGCAUAUGGCAUUAAAAGGAGCACAGCUGGAGGUAGCAUUUCCAUCUGAACAUGAUGUCAGAGCAGCUGACAGCUUGCCAUCCCUCAGCCUUUUAUUCUAACACACAGCCAGGGAGUUAGUGUGUGCAGAGCUGUGUGGGGAAAAGGUAUCUUAUUCCUCCCUAACAUCCUCUCCACUUUGCAUCUGUUUGUCAGUCUGUUUUUUUUUUUUUUUUUUUUUUUCCUUCCUUCAUUUAUUUAUUUUUUAUUUAUUUCUUGAGUCGAUCAAUAUACAACAGCAUACGGCACUUGAGAGUGGAGUACAUCAUCAGGUCUAUGUAUAAAAAAGGUAGGACUUGCAGUAGAUGCAGUUGUAUAUUGAUUAACAUGUUUUCUGCUUUUUCAUUAUUUUUAGUGUGACUUAUUUCAUCUUAAGCAUUUUCUUUUGGUUAUGAAGACAUUAUGGAUUUUCCAGAACAUAGCAGACAUUUGCUACAGUGUUUGAGUGAGCAGAGAGAUCAAGGAUUUCUGUGUGAUUGCACUGUUCUGGUAGGAGAUGCCCAUUUCCGAGCACACAGGGCUGUACUGGCUUCAUGCAGCAUGUAUUUCCACCUCUUUUACAAGGAUCAGCUUGACAAAAGAGACAUUGUUAACUUGAACAGUGACAUUGUUACAGCUCCAGCCUUUGCUCUCCUGCUUGAAUUCAUGUAUGAAGGAAAACUCCAGUUUAAAGAUCUGCCUAUUGAAGAUGUACUUGCAGCUGCCAGUUAUCUCCACAUGUACGACAUUGUGAAAGUCUGUAAAAAGAAACUGAAAGAAAAAGCUACAACAGAAGCAGACAGUACAAAAAAAGAGGAAGACUAUUCAAGUUGUUCAGAUAAAGUAGAAAGCCUCUCAGAUGGUAGCAGCCACAUGGCAGGUGAUCUACCUAGUGAUGAUGAAGAUGGUGAUGCCGAAAAGUUGAACAUUCUUCCUAGUCGAGGUGAUUUGACUUCUGACUCUGAAAACAUGUGGUUGAGGUUAUCCUCUGAUUCAACCAGCCUUACUCAACCUAGCACUGAAGGUGAAACUCGCACAACCACUGUAAAAACAGCACCUAGCCCUUCAAGCUCAGCUGGCUCCUUAUCUGGGGGGUUGAAUGCUUCCAUAAGGGAUACAGCAGAUUCAGACUGUGUCCUGGACCUUUCUGUUAAAUCUAGUUUGUCAGGAGUUGAACAACUGAGCACCUCCUACUUCUCUUCAUCAGAGACACUGAGAAAUAAUUUAGUUCAUGUGAAAGUAAAAAAAGAAGCCUCUUGCGAUGAAAAUGAUAUAGAUACUACUGAAUAUGAUAUGGAACAAAGUACAGUGAAAGAAGGCAUAAGUAAUGAUAUAAGGACACAUUAUGAGUCCAUCCACUUAGGUCCUGUACGAGAUGAUUCCAUCUUAAGAGAGUUGGAUCAUGAUGAAAAAGCAAGUGAUGAUGAAAUGAUAACACCUGAUAAUGAGCGAGUUCAGAUAGAAAGUAACAUGGACACAAGUCUUCUUCCUUUUGUUUCAAACAUGCUUAAUCCUGCCGGGCAGAUCUUUAUGUGUCCACUUUGCAACAAAGUUUUUCCAAGUCCACAUAUCCUCCAAAUUCACUUAAGUACACACUUUCGGGAACAGGAUGGUAUACGAAGUAAAGCCACUAAUGAUGUCCAUGUCCCUACCUGCUCUCUUUGUGGUAAGACUUUUUCCUGCAUGUACACUCUAAAACGUCAUGAGAGGACUCAUUCUGGAGAGAAACCUUUCACUUGUACUCAGUGUGGAAAAAGUUUCCAGUACUCUCACAACCUGAGUCGGCAUGCCGUUGUUCAUACACGGGAGAAACCACAUGCUUGUAAGUGGUGUGAGAGAAGGUUUACACAGUCUGGAGACCUAUACAGGCAUAUCAGAAAAUUUCACUGUGAACUUGUAAACUCUUUAUCUGUUAAAAGUGAAGCAUUGAACUUGCCUGGGGUUAGAGACUGGACUUUAGAAGAUAGCUCUCAAGAACUUUGGAAAUAAAUGCAAUGUAGGUUCAUUCAUGCAUACAAGGUUUAGAGUUAUGUAUACAAGUAUACAUAUGCACUGUCAGUAUAUGUUUAACAAGAUGUUAAAUAUCCCUUUUACACAAGUUUUUUUUAUUUAAAGAUAAAUCUAGAUUUUGUUAAUGCAAACCUGUAUCGAGCCAUGGCAUCUUAGAAUAUGUAAUGAAAAAUCAUUUGCUUAACUAAAAAUUUAGUUGUUGGAUAUUAGUGUUGCACUUUAUCAGUUUGAUACAUCAUGAGUCUUUACACUGAAUGUUGUAUUAAAAUUAAUUUAUUUUAUAUAGUUUUGUAAGGAGGAGGUUUGAGUGAUAUAUGCUAAGUCAAUUAACAUUGGGAACUGUCUAAUGACAUUAUUUGAUUUUCAUAUAAUGUAUAAAUGAUUUCAGUGGGAAAGGGACUUUUUAGGUUUUUGUAUAAACUGGGCGUAUCCUGCACCUCCUCAUUAAUUAAACAAUAGGGCAUAUGCUUCCCUUUAAUGUAGGGCUUCAUAUUUAACAUUCUUUUUUUAAUCGUCAUUAUCAGUAAUGGUAAAAUACGGUAAAUCGUGAGUUUGUGAAAAAAUAAUUCGGAAUUAAUAGAAGGAUUGUGAAGGUAGUUAAGUGUUCAAACUGGCUUUAUAAUGUACCAUUUUUGUAUAACGUAAAUUCACAUGGUGUUGUCAAAUAAUUUUAAUGCUACUUUUAGUUUCAUUCUGUUUAAACAAGAGCCGCAUGAAUAUUUCUAUCAUUAUUUACUUACAGGAUAACUUAUUUGAACAUAAUUUUAUCUGAAAGAAAUAUGCUGUUAAAAUUGCAAUUUUAUGUUCUCAAAACAAAAAGUGUGUAUGUAUUUUCUAGCUGUUUUUCUUAUUAGAUUUAAUUUUAGCCUUCAUUUGUUCCCUGAAAAAUAUACCUGUUUACACACCUUUACAGAUGCAAUAAUGAAUUAUAUUCAAAUGUACAUUCUAACAGAAUAAUAUUAAAUGAAUGGCACUUCAUUAUGUUUCGUAAAUUAAAAAGUAUAAAUAAUAUUUUAACUACUGUUGUUUGAUUUAAGACAAAGCAAUGAAUGACAGAAUACAAGUAUAAUUUGGGUUCUAUAAAAACAGUGUUUUGCCUCUUUAUGUAAGAACUCCUAGGAUGAUUUUUUCUAAACCUACACAUACUUGUGUACUGUGGUAAAAAAAA